Pyrus x bretschneideri (Chinese white pear) is the source of this 1379-nucleotide messenger RNA. Its product is annotated as ankyrin repeat-containing protein NPR4-like. Bases 205 to 1215 code for a protein of 336 amino acids. The record is from RefSeq and is a predicted model, not a curated record. NCBI's taxonomy places the organism in Eukaryota, Viridiplantae, Streptophyta, Magnoliopsida, Rosales, Rosaceae. The transcript has 2 exons.
UUUAGUGGAAGGGCUUGUUUCUCAAUCAAAACAACAAAAGGAAGGGCUUGUAUUGAAAAUCGUUGAGAUACUUGGUAUGCUUGUCGCAAUUUCUUUUGUUGUAAAUUUAAAUUUGAAUUCAAAUCAAUCAUUCCAAAGCAUGCAGUUUAUGUUCUAAACAUUUGGGUUUUAAAUGUCAACUCAGGAAUCAAACGCAUAUAUGAAAUGAAGAUUGUCCAUGUCCGCUCACUUGCAUUUUUAAAGCUCAUGUGCGAAGAGAUAAAAGACUUCGACAUGCAACAAAUGAAUUCUUCCCCUGUGCGUCCAUCAAUCUUCAGUGCUGUUAGUGAGGGAAAUGUGGAGUUUAUUACUCGUAUAUGUAAAGCAAAUCCUGAACUUGUGUGGUCAGCAAAUCACAUGUCAAGGGGCAUAUUUGACUUUGCCAUCGAAUGUCGUCAAGAAAAGAUUUAUAACCUUUUAUAUGGGAUCUCUGCGAAAGACUGGAUCUCAAAUCUUGUCGAUCACAGUGAUAAUAACAAGCUACAUAUGGCUGGGUUGUUGUCCCCACGUGCACAACUUAAUCGUAUUCCAGGUGCAGCAUUGCAGAUGCAGCGUGAACUACAAUGGUACAAGGAAGUAGAGACUAUUGUACCUCCUAAGUUUCUUGAGUAUAGGAACAGAGAUGAACGUUUGACACCAAGGGAACUAUUUACAAAGAAUCACAGCGCAUUACUAAGGGAGGGAGAAAAAUGGAUGAAAGAGGCAGCAACUUCUUACACUGUUGUAGGUGCUCUUAUUAUUACCAUCAUGUUUGCGGCAAUAAUCACAAUUCCGGGAGGAAGUGGAGAUACCGGCUUUCCCAUAUUCAUCAGUGAAAAAUUGUUUAUGUUGUUUAUAGUUUCAGAUGCUAUAUCACUAUUUUCUUCCACGACUGCAACAUUAACGUUUCUCGGAAUUCUCACGUCGCGUUUUGCAGAAGACGAUUUCCUGAAGUCCUUACCCACAAAGAUGGUAAUUGGUCUUGCCACUCUUUUCUUGGCUAUUGCAACCAUGAUGAUUGCGUUUUCUACUGCCCUUCUAAUUAUAGUUCGUGGACAGUCCUGGAUUGUGAUUCCAACCAUACUUCUUUCAAGUGUUCCAGUCACUUUAUUUGCUUGGACGCAAUUCCCCCUCCUAGUUAAAAUUACUGUUUCUUCUUACGGAAAAGGAAUAUUUAAUAGGAAUGUGAAACGUUAGUUAUAAAGGUAUUUCAUUAUUUUAUAUUUCUUAUUGUAUCUGUUUAUGUGGGAUCCAAAAAUUUGAGGUGUAAUUGAUUCGAUGAAUUACAUAUUAAGACCUCUCACUUACACGUGAAAAGAAAUAUCACUAGACCGUAUUACUAAAUGACGUCUUGUUUUUGU